This is a messenger RNA of Mugil cephalus (flathead mullet), 8015 nucleotides long. RefSeq names its product immunoglobulin superfamily, DCC subclass, member 4 (gene igdcc4). Gene Ontology annotation, molecular function: protein binding. Gene Ontology annotation, cellular component: plasma membrane; axon. The record is from RefSeq and is a predicted model, not a curated record. The transcript is spliced from 20 exons. Gene Ontology annotation, biological process: cell-cell adhesion; axon guidance. Lineage: Eukaryota; Metazoa; Chordata; Actinopteri; Mugiliformes; Mugilidae. The coding region runs from base 365 to 4102 and encodes 1245 amino acids.
UGUCUGGUGAGCGGGCGUGUGCGCUAAAGUGUGCGCGCACGUGUGCGUCCAUGCGUGUGUGUGUGUGUGUGUGUGUGUGUGUGUGUGUGUGUGUGUGUGGACCAGCAGCCAACACACACUUAACAUUCGAUCGCAACAUGGCGUUGAAGCGCCGAGAGACACGACGGCUCUGCCCCGACUAACGCAGCCUUGUUGUUUGGAAAUCCAGCAGAGUGAUAACCAAAGAGACCGCAACAUUCACACAGACUCCUUUACGCACCGGCGAAGACAAUAGCGGAUUCCAACAUAUGCAUGUCGCUAUAACGGUAUAGCUGAUCGUAAAGACGCACGCUGCUACCCCACUGGUGGAAAUCAAAGGCUGUACAUGGCGGUGGAGAGUACAAUUUGGCUGUUCUGUCUUCUUUCGCUGUUUUGUGGUCUAUCCAAGCAAGAAAAGCCUGUUUCGGUGGAGCUGAGCUGUGGUGCCGGGCCCAGCCAUGUAGUCUUGGAGCCGGGUUUGCCCCUCUUGCUGGACUGCAACCUGGGGGCCAGCGACACACCUUUCAAUGUCACGUGGACAAAGGACGGCCAGGUGUUGCCUCAGGAGGGGGGUGACUACCUGCAGCACCUGGUCAACGGUUCUCUCCUCCUGCUGCCCACGUCUGAGGGCGGCCAUCCUCCCCAGGACGUGGAGGGGGGUUACAGCUGUGUGACUGCCAGCGCCCUGGGAGCACUCACCAGCCGCACUGUGAACGUGCUCUUAGCAAGUCUGUCUAAGUUCCACCUGGAGCCGUCUCCCCAAACGGUGCCAACCGGGGGAGCUGCCCGCUUUGAGUGUCAGAUCGAGGGAGUACCUACGCCUGUUAUUACGUGGGAAAAGGACAAAGUGGCUGUCCCCGAGGAGACAAGGUUCAUAUCCCUUCCCAACGGGGUGCUCCAGAUUCUGGAGGUGACCAAGGAGGAUGAGGGCGUCUACCGCUGCGUCGUCUCCAAUUCUGCCAGAGAGGACAUCAGUCAUGAAGCAAGGCUCACUGUCACCACAGGCUCUACUGAAGCCCUGAACACAGUUGUGAUUGUGGCGCCGCCUCAGAAUGCCACGGUGGUGCUCGGCCAUCCCGCCGUGAUGGAGUGUAUGGCGCAAGGCCAACCCAAACCCCUGGUGUCCUGGAGCAGACAAGACGGAAAGCCCAUUUCCACUGAUGUGGUCGUCCUCGCAACAAACCUGGUGAUUAGGGACACGAGGCGUCACCACGCCGGCAUCUAUGUCUGCCGGGCCAACAAGCCAAAGACCAGAGAGUUUGUCAACGCAACUGCUGAGCUGCAUGUGCCUGCCCCCCCGGUGAUUCUUCAGCCCCCAGACACAGUGUCCCUCUCCCGGGGAAACACAGCCAGGUUUCUUUGCAACAGCUCUGGGGAGCCUCCUCCGGUGUUGCACUGGCUGAAGAAUGGCCGACCCAUCAAGUCAUUCAGGCGAGUGAAGACCCAAAGCCCUGGAGUUCUGCUCAUCAACCAGCUGGCUCUGGAGGAUGCAGGCUACUACCAGUGCAUAGCAGACAAUGGUCUUGGCACGGCCUGCGCCACCGCUAAACUGACAGUCAUCGUUAGGGAAGGUCUGCCCAGUCCCCCUCACCACCUGUCUGCCACGCCCUACUCUAGCACUACUGCCCUCCUCACCUGGGAGAAACCCGAAUACAACUCAGACCAAAUAAUCGGCUACUCUGUGCACUGCCAGCGUGCUGCAGGCUCCGAUAAUAUGGAGUAUCAGUUUGCAAUGAACAAUGACACCACUGAGUAUCUUGUCAAAGAGCUUCUCCCCCACACUGCCUACACCUUCUUUGUGGUGGCCUACUCUCCCAUGGGUGCCAGCAGUCCAUCCCUGUCUGUUACUGUAGAGAUGCUGGAGGACGUACCCAGCGCACCUCCUCAGCUGUCUAUAGCUAGCACUUCUCCUACAGACAUCAGGCUGAUGUGGCAUCCAUUGUCCUCACAGCUCAGCCGUGGAGCUGUUACCCGCUACCGCAUCGAGUACAGCACACUGGAUCAGGUGGACACUGUGUUCUCCGUUGAGGUGGGGGGGAACGAGACUCAGUUCACACUGAGAGAGCUGCAGCCCAACCAAGCAUACCGACUGAGGAUAGCAGCCGGAACAGGCGUUGGCUUUGGGGUUCCCUCCGAGUGGGCUCAGCACCAAACAUUAGCCCACUACAACCACAGCGACCACAGCACAGUGAUCUUUGCUCCUACUGAGCUGAAGGUCAGAGCCAGAGUGAACACACUCAAUGUGACGUGGCAUCCCCCACCCAAUCACACACUGGUCUCUGGUUACAAGCUGUCCUGUCAAGAGGUGGAGGCUGACGAACCCGUCUACAGAGAGAGAACAACACAGACUCACACCAUAAGGCUCCGUAAGAAGACGCGGUAUCAUCUCCUCACUGGGCUGGUCCCUGACCGGCAGUACGAGGUGAGGGUCUGGGCAUUCAACAAGCAAAUAGAUGGAGCAGCUGCAGUGUGGAAGGGAAGGACAGAGAAGGCCCAUGACAGACCAUCAGGACCGCACACGCACCCCUUUCCAUUGCCCCCAAGCAGCAUCCAAGCCACGGCCAACACUUCCACGUCCAUCUGGCUGCGCUGGGAGAAGCCGCGGUUCAGCAACGUACGCAUCAUCAACUACACGGUGCGCUGCAGCCCAGCAGGAACCACCAAUGCAUCCCUGGUCUCUUAUUACACCAGUUCUAUGCAGGAGAUACUGCUCGGGGCACUGAAGCCUUUCACCCGCUAUGAGCUAGCAGUGCAGUCCAAUGGAGUGGACGGGGUGGGACCCUUCAGUGGCACUGUGGAGGAGUCCACUCUGUCUGACCGGCCCUCCACACCUCCGGAGGAGCUGCAGCUGAGUGCUCUGGACUCCUCCUCCGUUUUGGUGAGCUGGCGCCCUCCGCUGGAGCCUAAUGGUAUCAUCACCAGCUACAGGAUUCUGUACAGCGGCAACCUCAGUGAGCCCGAGCACUUGUGGAAAAACCUCUCUCAGGAUGGAAGCAUUACGAGUGUGGAGAUCCAGGGUUUGUCCAGUGGCACUCGUUACUUUUUUAAGAUGGGAGCAUCUACUGAGGUGGGGCCAGGCCCUUAUUCACCUAUAAAGGAUGUUCACACUCCCCUUCAGAAAUAUGAGUUGGACAUCCAUGCUGUGACAGGCAUCAUUGUUGGUGUGUGUCUGGGGCUCAUAUGCAUCCUCCUCUGCAUGUGUUUCAGCUUUCGUAACAGCAAAUCCAGGGAGAUUUCAGGCGGUCUGGACCCCAAAGCUGCGACACCUCAGUACAGGAGAGGAGGCUGCCCUGGUCCCUCCAGUGUUCCAGAGUGUAGCAAUUGCCAUGAGCUGGAGACACUGAUGCCCCCAGGCAGCCAAGAGUCUGCUCAGUUGCCAGCGGAAGCCCCAGAGGAACAGAGUUUGAUGGCAAGUGCUAAUCCAGGGGAAGGGGAGGAUGCCCCUGCAGCUGAACCCAAGGCUGCUUGGAACGGAUCUGUGAGCCAUAACUGGGCCAACAGAAUCACUAGAUACAGAGACACCAUAUCAGAAGACUCCCCAACACUCAUUAAUGGAGCUCUCAACAUGCUAAUUACUGAUAACGGCACGGGUUUAGACGAUCGUCUCUCCACAUCCCUGUGCAGUAACCAGGUCGAGGCAGAAGUCAUCGUUCACUCCGAGCUGUCAGACCCUGAGAGGGAGAAAGAGGAGGAGGGCAGUGAGACGGAGAAAGAUUGUAACACCAUCAAAGGACCCUCGUUAUCAGAGGGAAGAUAUUCCCCCUUGAGUCAGCCAAGUCUGCCAGGAGAGGAGGAACCUCCAGGGAAACUGGCCCAAAGUCUUCCCUCUAUAAAGUUGGUGGCUAAUCACAACGGGGAGACCGGCGACACAGGUCCACAGCAGGACGUGGGGCUCACCAAUGGCUUCCACUCUCCUAAGACUGUGAGGUCUGUGCUGAGGUCAGAGCAUCUGGAAAACAGGGACUCCAGACACUGUCCUUCAGCUGCAGGGAAGGCCAUCUCUGCUGGACUGUCCCCUGCCCCCUUUGUCAGCUCCGGCCUUGUCCACGCUACCUCAGCAGCACACAGUUAUCUGUGCCCAUAGGCUCUGCAUGUAGGGCAUCAGCCACACAUAGAGACAUCAGACUGAUUUUCCUUUAUGUACCCAGGAAGAAUCCGUACGGAUCAUUUUUAUGCACCUCAUUAUUUGAUUUAUUUCUCUUCCUUGAAAAAGUUUUAUAGAUACUUUUAAUCCAUGGUUUCAUACAUGUGUGUGUGUAUAUACAGUAUAUUUUUAGUGGUAGAGUACUGUAUAUGGGUAUGUAAUCUCUAUCACUGCAACCAUUCUUCCCUCUGGGUAUCUUUCUUGUCCACAGGAAAGAAAGGAAAUAUUUAACUCAACCAAGCAGAUGGAAGUUGAUUGGAGGAGGCUAUUCCCAUUGUGUCUCUCUCUCACACACACACACACACACACACACACACACACACACACACACAUGGCUCUGUUCCACUCAGGAAUGAGAAAAAGACAGGAAUGUACCCUGAGUGAGUGAAUGCUUGGACAGGCUAUCAUCACUGAUGGGGCGAUUGGAAAUGGCAGUUCUCCAAGGGCUUUGUUGUGUGGAUGCUACUUUACCGUGGCGCUGAGGAAUACGCCUUGAAGAGUAUCUGCACACUCUGAAAUUGCUUAACACCUGUCUCUCCCUCUCUCUCUCUCUCUCCAGCCUCCUGCUGUCUCAGGGUCCACAAACAAACUGAAACACAUGCAGAAAGCUAAUAUCAUAACUAGUUACUCUGUAUCUCACACACACCUUCAAACAGCCAUGCAUAAACACACAUUUACACACAUUUCCUGCCUGGAGUGUGAGGGUCUCAGGUGCCUAAUUAUUCUAGGUGCGUUUAUAACCUCUGUAUAUUUCUAUAGAUGAUUAUACUCAAAUACAGAAAAUGUCAACAUGAAGGUAACAAAAAGACUCAAGAUGUACAAAGAUAGAUCUGAAACUUUGUAAACGGGGAAUCUCGGUGAAGAUGUCGAUAUCUCGUCUUGGAAUCCAAGUAGUUACAUGUUGACGUUAGUAUUGGUUUCAAUAUGUCGGUGGGAGAACUAGAGGAGAUGUUACAAAAAUCCAUCUGUACACCAUUCUCCUUUUUCUGCUCCCAGUUAGGGAUGCACCAAAGUCCAUAUGGUUGUCAAGAAACUGUGCCAUUAGUUGGAGAUUGGUUUUGGGAUAUUUAUAUAUAUUACUUAUAAUACUCUUUACUCUGCCACUGGAGCCAUGAAAGACAUCAACAAAAUGUGGCUUCAAUUUUUAUUUUUAUUUUUUUUCCCAUUUGUCUGAUGUAAAGAAAAUAAACACAUAUUCCAGUUUCUUAUUACUAUGACCCCAAACUGUUGAACAUAGUUCAUAACCAUCUGAUCCGUUUGCUUUCAAAAAUUAAUGAAUUCAUGUUUUCUGUGAGUCAGUAUUGGUUCAAGCAGUGUAAAAAGUGCGACUGGUGCAUCCCUACUUCUUAUCAACGGCCCUACCUCAUUUCUUUUCAGGACUGUUUCCAGUUUGGCUUUGUGAGUAACUAGCAACUAGCAACUUUAUAAGAUCUUUUUCUUAACUUGUCUGAUGUGAUUUUACAGCCUUUAGUGUUUGCAGUAUGUUCACUGACUCUAUGUCCAUGCGUCAUGUCAAACUGGAAAUUACGUCUCUUGAGUGCAUUGAAGCUCCCGCUCACAUCCCUGAUCGACUCUCGGUAUAAAAAUGACAUUCUCUACUCUACCCAAGUUUUGAAGUUCCUGUGAAGAUUCCACUGAAAUUUGGCAAGAGAAGUAGUAACUCAUCCACUUGUGCCACUUAGAGGCAAUGAGUGUUACUAAGCAAAUUUUAGUUGGAUGUUUCUAAUUGGUACUCUCUCUUUACACACUGCAUACUAUAUACGAAGACCAUAAUAAGACCUGCAGUGAUUUGGUUUCCUACCUUUACAGUGUUGACCUUUGUAUUAGCUUAGUGUAGAUUUGUGACUGACUUGAUACGAGUAAGCUAGCAGUUAGCAUUCCAGCUACGGCCAGUUAGCCCUGUGAGCAGCCGCUUCCACUCUUCGGUCGAACUUCAUGGUCAAGAACGCAAGAGAUUUUGGUAAAGCCCGCACCUUAACACUCAUUACCUACAAGUGGCGCGAGUGUUUACUUUUGUGAUAGCUUGCGGAAUGGUUCCAUUAGGUGCUUCACAUCAAUAGGUCAGUUUAAAGACUGAUUUGGCUUCCAUCUACUGCAAGUCAUUUUACUUGUGGUGGAAAAAAAGGGCGAACAUUCCUUGACGAUACGAAUGGAGAUGACAUUUUAUUCUACAUCUGUGUGAUUCUGAGACAAGUUUGCAGAAAUUGGGAUAAGUUAAUAACUGCAAUGACAUUUACUUAAAUAAUUAAGUAGGGCACUCAGUCCAGCCCUCUUCUUCACAAUGUGUCAUCUUCUCUCAGAGUGUUCCCUGAGACUCAACUCAAACACAUCAGCAGCGGACGUGUAAAUGUAUGAAAUAUGCUCAACGUGUUUCGUAGCUAUAAUUGUGUCUACUAUCCUUUCUGAAGAAAAUGCAUGAUUGGUACCUCAAAGAGACUUAUUUUUUUAACCUUUCCAUGUAUGUACUUAACAUCUAAACCUGACUGACAUGUUUUUUACUGCAGUAGCAGUCAUUUACGGACAGAAAUGAAUGUGUUCUUUGCAAACCUGGGUCAAGCAGAAAAUGAAAGUCCCUUAGGGGAUGAAUGCGUGGGGUUUGCCAAAUGGGGAAAUUUCUGAUUUUCUCAACCGUCAAUGAGAUAAAUAUUUACCUUAAUAUACUAAUUAUAUAUGUCUGGCGAUGUGCUCUGUUGCAAACCAUAUUUAAAACGUACAUAAAGAGACUCAUUGAUUUAAAAUGGUAAGCAUUUGUGACCACGCUCCAGUCGGUGACUUCAGAGCUGGUUUUCAUCACUGUUAUGUCAUCGAUCUGUGACAAAUUGAAAUGUAUAGAGCCACAGUUCUCUGCCUUCUGGUUUCACGAUCAUUUGCCCUUUAUAUAAGCUAAAGCAAAUCACCAAAACUUAGUGGGUAUAGUUUUGACCCAGGUUCUUUACUGAUGCUGUUUUGUUCAUCGCCCCCAUAAGUGUGUACGUCCAGAGUCUAAGAAAGGAGCAUUCUCAAAAACAUUCCAGUAUCUUUAACAUACCUCUCACAGUUCAGGUCAGCCAUGAUUUGCCAUGAUGUUUAAAAAAAAGAGAAGUGCUAAAACCCCAGAUUGGGUUCCUCCUGCUCUGAUGAGCUUCAUCCACACCUGAGUUCAGUUCCUCCGACCACAUCAGCGCUUCCUACCGCUGGAAGGUCAGCGACUCAUGACAGUGAAACAAGGUUUUAAGUAAGUUGUCUUUUCAAGAUCUUCUGAGAAUAGAGUUCAUGAAGUUGCCUCACCGUGCCCCACAUGGCCGCCAGCUGAUGCUAACGUUUUUCUGCCUGUUAGUAGCGUAAGUACAUUUUCUACAGUACUGCCACAAUUGGCUCUCAUGGACAUUCAACACAUUAGAAAAGUGCUUAUUUUUGGACUGUUUCCAGUAAAAGAAAGAUAUUAUCAUAUCUGUGAUCGAGUUAGAUUUCAUGAUGUGUGUACAUGUCAAAUUCUGAUGUAUAUGUCAAAAUCUGAUGUAUAAUCUUAGCUGGGCAAAGUUUCAUUCAUUUAUUUCCAUAAACACUUCAUUCAAAUCAGGUUGUUUUUAGUCUUGAUGCAGUAGUUGAUGAUUACAGUGUGCAACGAUCCUGCCUCCAGCAUAAAGGAUGUACGCUCACCUUAUAGGAGCUCUGUUAACACAUUUAACCACUAUUGCUGUGUAUUAUUUUUCCCCUUUUUGUUAACCUCUUUGUUGGCUAGAACAAUCAUAUUUUUCAGAGGAAAACGACUCGUGCUCUCAUUUUGUAGAGAUGACAGUUACUUUGAUGACUGGGUUUAUUUCAUUCUCUUUUUGUAAGGGUUUUAUUAAAACAGUAUACCUCAUGUUGGUAA